UUGUGUGAAUGUGUAGAAUAAAUGUAAGAGAAGACAGCAAAUAUUCGUACUAGUCAGUCUAAUAUGGUAUGGAGCAAUUAUUGUGAAAGGAAUAAUGGUGGCCGAAAAACCACUUCUCCGGGCGGGAAUAUCGCAAUUACGAUUUGAAAACAACGAAAACGACAACCAAAUCUCUUAAAAAAAUACACAAAAAUGGAUAAAUAAAUAAAAAAGAAUGGUCUGGCUGAAUAUAUUAUUAUUACAUUACACAUCCAAAUCGAAGAGGUCCCUACUACUACUCGUAGAAGUAGCUACCUCUACCCUUUCCUCUUAUAUCCCCUUUUCUUCUUAUUAUUAUUUAUCUAUCUUUAUUAUUAUUAUUAUGACAUAUAAACGACAAUCUCUAAACUCUUACUCCCCUCAUUCUCUCUGACACUUGUCAAAUCUCUUCUUCUUCUUCUUCUUCUUCUUCACUUGUACUCAAAUAAUUCACCAUACUAUUAUUAAAAUUAGUUAGUUAUCUUUCUCUCUCUCACUCUCUUUCUUUCUGAUCUAACUGCAUAAAUGCAGAUGUAAAAAGGUACUUGAUUCUCUCUUGUUUUCUUUGGUAAUUUAAUGUGGAUAUAUACAUACAUAUCAUAUAUAUACAGGCUUUGAAGUAGUGGUGGGUCUGAUAUUCUGAAAAUGAUUUUAUGUCAAUUUCACCAUUCUCUCUCUCAUGUGGUCCUCUUUCUCUCCCAUAUUUUUCUCUAUCUUAUCGGAUGGACUAACUAUGGCGUAAAAUUGGGGAAAAUACUAGUAGGUAGUAGGCCUGUCAUCAAGUAUUGUUUUUCAAGACAUCACCAACAACCAUUACAAACCUUCAUUUUCAUUUUGGGUUGUUAAGGUUGAAUUUUAGUUUGUGGACUCACUAUGUGAAGUCUACGCCAAGCUUUCAGAAUUAAGAUUAGACAAAACAGAUUCCAUUAGUUUCUUAGACUUAAAACAGAUUUGAUUUGGUUAUUAUUACUUACUUUUUUUAAGCUGUUAUGCAAAUCUCAGAUGGUACUCUGAUAAUGUCGUUGGAGGCCCUCUGAAAGGGCUGCCAUUGCCAAGAUGGACAGAAAAAGUUGGCUGUGGCGGAGGAAAUCUUCUGAGAAGAGUCCAGGCGAGACUGAGAGUACGGGAUCCUUAUCUUCUCAUUCUGAAAGAUUCUCCGAUGAUCAGGCUUAUGCAUCUCAUAGCACUCAAUCACCAGAAGUCACUUCCAAAGCUGCAUUAAACGAUGAAGAUACUACUGAAACUGUGAAGACGUUGAGUGACAAAUUAUCUGCUGCACUUCUUAGCGUUAGUGCCAAGGAGGACUUGGUAAAACAGCAUGCUAAAGUUGCAGAAGAAGCUGUCUCAGGAUGGGAGAAUGCCGAAAAUGAAGUGGUGGCUUUAAAACAGAAACUUGAGACAGCUAAUCAGAAAAAUUCAGCUCUUGAAGACCGGCUUGGUCAUCUUGAUGGGGCAUUGAAGGAAUGUGUGAGACAACUUCGACAAGCAAGAGAAGAGCAGGAACAGAAGAUCCGUGAAGUGGUUUCAAAGAAAACUCAUGAAUGGGAAUCUUUAAAAUCUGUCCUCGAGGAUCAACUAGUUGAGCUUCAGGUUCAGCUUCAAAGUGUUAAAAAGCAAACCGAUUCAUCCUUUGAUUCUGAUCUUCAACAAAAGCUUGAGGCUGCUGAGAAGGAGAACUCGACCCUUAAAUUAGAGAUCCUUUCUCAAGCCAAAGAAAUUAAAAUCAGGAUUAUUGAGCGAGACCUGAGCACUAAAGCUGCUGAAACAGCCAGUAAGCAAUAUUUAGAGAGCAUAAAAAAGGUGGCUAAGCUUGAAGCUGAUUGUCGGAGACUCAAAGCCAUAGCUCGAAAAGUGUCGCAGACUAAUGAUCAAAAGUAUGCAUCCUCAGUAUAUGCAGAAUCUCUCACUGAUAGCCAGUCAGAUUGUGGAGAGAGGCUACUAACACUUGAAUAUGGCUCUCAUAAAAUGAGUAGUUUUGAACCAAAUGAAAGUGAUUCAAGCCAGUCAGGUCUACGGGGAUCUUCUUUUGUUACAGAACAUCAAAAUGAAAAUGAAAAGAACCAUGAAAGAAACAAAAUGGUUCCUUCAGUAGAUAUCAAUUUCAUGGAUGAUUUUCUUGAAAUGGAAAAGCUUGCUGCAUUGCCAGUCAUAGAAAGUGGAAGCAGAUGUGUUGAGGCAGGACCUAUGUUAGAUCAACCAAAUGGUGGCGAAAGCCUGAAAGCUGAUCUUGAAGUGAUGGUUCAAAAGACUAUAAAACUUGAAGAGAAUUUAAGAAAAAUUGUGGAAGAAAAAGAGGAACUUGAGAAGGCACUGAGUGCUUGCAAAAAGCAUCUUGAGACAUCACAAAGUCAGCUAGUAGAAACUGCAAUGGAUUUGCAGGAGCUGCAAAUAAAGAUGGUUCUUGCUACUGAAUCAAAGAAAGCUGCAGAGGAAGAAGUAAAAGCAUCACAAGCUAAGAGAGAAUUGGCAGAGUCUCGAUUGAGAGUAGUUGAAAAUGAGGUCAACACCUUGCUCUUAAAAGCAGCUUCGUUAGAGGAAGAGGUUCAGAAUGAGCGACUUUUAUCUGCUGAUAAAAUUGCCAAAUGCCAGAAAUUGGAGGAUGAACUAUUUAAACUAAAACAUGAAGCCGAGGACCAGCGAGAGGCUGAGUUCCAGCGUACCAAAAAUGAUAGCCUCAAUCUAAAAAUUAAGCAGGAAAACGAGCUAGCUUUGGCUGCGGAUAAGUUUGCCGAGUGCCAGAAAACAAUAGCAUCACUUGGGCAGCAUUUGAAGUCUCUUGCUAGUCUAGAAGAUUUCCUACUGGACUCUGAGAAUCUUCAUCCUACUAUUGUGGUGGACAACAUACAGAGCUACGAAAGUGGUAAUGAAGCACAUAAUUUGCGGUCUACUAAUUUAUGUUUGUCCGGAAGAGAUGCUGCAUUUUCAGAAGCAGCAGCAAAUAAAUGGUCAUAUUCUUCAAAUAAGAAAAGUGAGAGAAAUUCAUCAUUAUCCUUAGAUCCAGACAUUCACUCUGAAAAGAACCAAAAUGGUUUUGGAAAGCUUUUCCCAAAGAGUAAAAACUGAAUUCUAUUAAAUUAAAUCCAAAAUAUCAGUGGAAAUCAAUAUAAAAUAAAUUGUAUAAAGCAACUAGGUGUAAGUAUCUCUUUGUAAAGUUCAACCAUCUUGUUAUACUAGGGAAUUAAUGUAUGUAAAAUCAAUAGUUUUCACAAUCACGAUGCUUUGUUGAAACGAAAAUUAUUGAAGUGGUGGCAACAAUAAGUAAAUCGGAAAUACAUUUUUACCCCUUACUAUUACGUAUGGUUUUCCCAAUCUAUCUAUAUAAUCUAAGUAAGAUGAUGUGACAUCA
Messenger RNA from Cannabis sativa, 3364 nucleotides. Its product is annotated as filament-like plant protein 3. NCBI's taxonomy places the organism in Eukaryota, Viridiplantae, Streptophyta, Magnoliopsida, Rosales, Cannabaceae. The coding region runs from base 1075 to 3081 and encodes 668 amino acids. The transcript has 4 exons. The record is from RefSeq and is a predicted model, not a curated record.